AUGCCCGGACUCUCCGCCUUCAUGCUCUCCGCUUGGGCGGCCAAGAGCGGGAUGCCCGCUGCUGCACGCAAGUGGUCGCUCGAGCCCGCGGCGAGCCGGUUCACCCUCACGCUCGCGCCGAGCAACCGCUGGUGCGCGCACGUCGGACGGCAGCACCGCUCGAACGGGACGCUCCUCGUGGCCAGCCUUGCGCGCGGCACUUUCCAGCAGCGGUGCUUCGACGCCGACUGCCGCGAGCAAGGGUUCCGCGGCUCCGACGAGCUCCCCAUCCCACUUGGGGUGCUGCAGGCGGCGAGCACCGCGUUGGUCACCCCAUCAACGGCCACCCCAGAGCUAGAUCUGGCUAAUGAUUGGGACGAGGGGGAGGGGUGGAGCUUGCAGGCGCUCGCGCAGCUCGACGCGGCCGAGGAAAAGGCGCGCCGCCAGCUGGAGGGUCGUGUCGCGUGA
Molecule: messenger RNA, 447 nt
Organism: Emiliania huxleyi CCMP1516
Lineage: Eukaryota; Haptophyta; Isochrysidales; Noelaerhabdaceae
Exons: 2
Coding region: 1-447 (148 amino acids)
Biological process (GO): response to UV; mitochondrial DNA replication; replication fork processing
Cellular component (GO): mitochondrial matrix; nucleus
Molecular function (GO): DNA-directed DNA polymerase activity; chromatin binding
Source: RefSeq, a predicted model, not a curated record